CCGGGAGAGGAGAGACUGAGCGGGGAGCGACUGGGAGAGUUGUUGUUGUUUUGUGGGACACCUUGAUUGUUUUUUUGGCGUGGUUACGACCGACAGUAACCGACUGUUCUACAAUAAAUGAAGGUUACACAAAGUUGGGUGUGUCAGGACGCAGAGCAGCGACCGAACCUUUGACUUUCCCCGCUCAGAUGUCCUGAUGUGACGGAGCAGUACGCAGAUGGAGCUUUGUUUUAUUUGCCCUCACACGCUUCCUGGUGUGAUUUUUUCCAGUCGGUCAGUAAAUCUCACUUCAUUUGCCAACAGUCAAAUGGUUUGCGGGGAGGCAGCUGACUUGUUGAUUUAAGGGUGUCUGCAAGUCAAAUGAUUGCUCUGACACGCAGAGCCGCCUGAGAAGUUCAGCUGGAUGCUGGAGGCUCCUGCAGCGCGGCACAAGAGACAGCAAAACAAGGCGUGAGGGCAGGUGAAGACAGAAACCUGAUGAAGAUGACGAUGAUGCAGCAGGGCCUCUCAGGACUCCUUCUCCUCCUCCUCCUCCUCAGCAGCUGUGCGUCGGGACUCGAAUCCGUGGUGAGGAAAGACUACAGGUACUUCGCCAAUCAGCGCACCUGGAAGAAAGCUCAAAGCAUCUGCAGGAGGUACUACACUGACUUAGCCACCAUCUACACACAGUCAGACACAGAGCUUAUGAACAUGAAUGAGUAUUUUGCAUGGAUCGGCCUGCACCGGCCAGCCAACUUCUCCACAUCCUCCAACUGGCUUUGGUCUGAUGGAUGGAACAACUUUAUAAACCGCUGGGCCCAAGACGAGCCAGGCGACGGUGAAAGCUGUGCCUUCAUCAGUUCAUACAACGACAGGUUUUAUGGCGCCAGCUGUGAAAAAUAUUUCUUCUUCAUCUGUGAAAAGGACAGAGAAAACAAUCCGCGCUACUCAUUCUCAUUUAUACCACAACCAAAGACGUGGUCUGAAGCUCAGCAGUACUGCAGGGACCAGCUUGAUGAUCUAGUGACUAUCAAACACUCCUUCAACCUGGACUCUGAUGUCCGACACAAUGGCUUUCCAGUCUGGACAGGACUGCACAAAGAUGGACAAACGUGGAAGUGGAGCAGAGGGUUGUCGGAUUACAGGAAGUGGGCAUCGGGUGAGCCAGGGAACAACAGCGACAACAACUGUGUCUCCAUCUCCUCUUUCAGCAAAGAGAUGGCCACCCAGAACUGCUCAGCUCGGUUUCCCUUCGUCUGCUUCAGGGACAACCUGGUCCUGGUGAAGGAGAAGAAGACCUGGGAGGAGGCGCUGGAGCACUGCAGAGCCCUGCAGUACGAACUGGUCAGCGUGCAGCCUGGAACAGACCACAGCUACGUAAUGAGAAAGGUCAUGGAGGCCAACACCGAGAAGGUGUGGGCAGGCCUCCGUUUCCUGGCCGGUCGUUGGCUGUGGGUGAACAAGGCGAGCAUGUUGUACUCUGGUCUGCCCCACUGCCCCUUGGAGCGGCAGCACUGUGGAGCUUUGUCCAAGAGUGACUCGGGCAGUUUGGAGACCAUAGACUGCUUGGAGAAACUCAACUUCCUGUGUUACAGCACAACAUAAUCGCAUCAGCACCCUCAUCUUCAUCAGGGUGGUCACAACCAGGUGGAGUUAAUGUUCACAUGCUGUUCGGCUUCUUCAGGUGGUAGAUUUACAACUGUGUGAACGGGCUCCAAACAUGUUAAUAUCAUGAAGAUGAUAAUAUAAUACAACGGAAUAUAAAACUAGAUAGAUAGAUAGAUAGAUACUUUACUGAUCCUGAGGGAAAUUCAAGCAUCCAGUAGCCCAUUACAGCAGUGUAGGUUAGUCAGAAAGUAAACAACCAAACAAGGCCUAACUGUUAGUGGGAA
This is a messenger RNA of Scatophagus argus, 1871 nucleotides long. RefSeq names its product macrophage mannose receptor 1-like. The transcript has 7 exons. Bases 478 to 1584 code for a protein of 368 amino acids. NCBI's taxonomy places the organism in Eukaryota, Metazoa, Chordata, Actinopteri, Scatophagidae. The record is from RefSeq and is a predicted model, not a curated record.